UUAUAUACAUAUAUUUAUUUUUCACACUCCUUCUUCUUCUUCUUUAUACUCAUGAUCAUCAAAAACGCUCGGUCUGCACUUAUCAGUAAUUUUGAAGUUUAUAGUCUAUUACAAGAACGAAAUGAUUACCAAAAGCAAGUGUUAGCCAAUCAACCUAAUGUCGAAUACCCUGAACAUUUACGAACUAUUCAGUUUGAAGUGAUAGAAUAUCUCAAAGGAACUCCUACUAGUACCCAAUCAGUUGAUCAGGUCAAAAACUUUUUAGAUCAAUUACAACCCUAUUCCCUGACUCUUGGUGAAAAGUUACAAAUACUAAAUUUAAGACCAAGAAGUGCUGUUGAAAUAUAUUUGUUAAUUGAAGAAUGCGAAGAACGAUUUAAUGAAGAAGACUUGGAAAAUAUGCUUUCGAUUAUUAUCAAUACUUUACCACGUGAUGAUGAUGAACAACAAGAGGAUGGAGACAUGGAAGAAUAGUUUAAGAAAUAUCUAGUUUUGUAGUGUGUAUACAGUUUGUUCUGGAAUAUUAUAUUUAUUUGUACAGUUUUUAUUUAUAAUAAUAAAAUAUUCUUUUCUAUGUAGAUAA
This is a messenger RNA of Halteromyces radiatus, 583 nucleotides long. Its product is annotated as RNA polymerase II. Gene Ontology annotation, molecular function: nucleotide binding. Lineage: Eukaryota; Fungi; Mucoromycota; Mucoromycetes; Mucorales; Cunninghamellaceae. The transcript has 3 exons. The record is from RefSeq and is a predicted model, not a curated record. Gene Ontology annotation, biological process: transcription initiation at RNA polymerase III promoter. Gene Ontology annotation, cellular component: RNA polymerase III complex. The coding region runs from base 52 to 474 and encodes 140 amino acids.